UCCUCAUAAAGUUUUGGAUAAAAUCACAGAGAGAAAGAGAGAGAAACUAAGAGAACAAAAGAAAAGCUCAUUAGAUUAGGAGUGAGAAAGCAAGCGUGUUUGAGCCUAGAGAGAGAGAGAGAGAGAGAGUUCACGAGCUCGGUUGGUCUCCCGCACCGCCUCUGCAACUGCAAAAUUCAAGUAUUUGCCCCCCAAAAAGAGAGAGUGAAGAAAAAGAAAGAGAAUCUAAACUCAUUUUAAUUAUCUUCAAGGGUGGCUGGAAGCUUCACGGGCCUCAACCCAUCUUUGAGUCUCUUUCUUCACCCACCCUCAGCUUCUUCUUCCAAUCCACUGGCUAAUAUCACGCCAGCUCACACUCACUACCGGUUUCUGGUUUGAUCUCGACCACUGUCAUGGAUAGUGCUUUGCCCAUUUGCCUUUCUCUCUCUAUAAUGUGAGAGAGAGAGCGCUUUGUGGAAGGAGUGGUUGGUUGGUCUUAUUCUUUUUUUUCCCUUCUUAUAAAGAGACAAGAAAGAGAAAGAUGGAUCGAUCGACGAUCACAGUUGGACCAGGCAUGGACAUACCGAUCAUGCACGAUAGCGAUCGCUACGAGCUUGUGCGCGAUAUUGGGUCGGGAAAUUUUGGGGUGGCCAGGUUGAUGAGAGACAAGCAGACUGACGAGCUUGUAGCCGUUAAGUACAUCGAGAGAGGUGAGAAGAUAGACGAAAAUGUACGGAGGGAAAUUAUAAAUCACAGGUCAUUGAGGCAUCCCAACAUUGUCCGGUUCAAAGAGGUCAUUUUAACACCAACCCAUCUGGCCAUUGUAAUGGAAUAUGCAUCUGGAGGAGAGCUAUUUGAACGAAUAUGCAAUGCUGGAAGAUUCAGUGAGGAUGAGGCACGCUUCUUCUUCCAACAGCUUAUAUCAGGAGUGAGCUACUGUCAUGCAAUGCAAGUAUGCCAUCGUGAUCUGAAAUUGGAGAACACAUUGUUGGAUGGAAGCCCAGCUCCACGUUUGAAAAUUUGUGACUUUGGAUACUCAAAGUCCUCAGUGCUGCAUUCACAACCAAAAUCAACUGUUGGUACCCCUGCGUAUAUUGCACCUGAAGUGUUACUUAAGAAAGAAUAUGAUGGCAAGAUUGCUGAUGUGUGGUCUUGUGGGGUGACUUUAUAUGUCAUGUUGGUGGGUGCAUACCCUUUUGAGGACCCAGAGGAGCCUAAAAAUUUCCGCAAGACAAUACAUCGAAUCUUGAAUGUUCAGUACUCAGUACCUGACUAUGUUCAUAUAUCUCCAGAGUGCUGCCAUCUGAUCUCAAGGAUUUUUGUAGCUGACCCUGCAAAGAGGAUAACCAUUCCUGAGAUCAGGAACCACGAGUGGUUUCUGAAGAAUCUUCCAGCUGAUCUCGUAGAUGAAAAUACAACGAACAACCAGUUCGAUGAAGCCGAUCAACCGAUGCAAAGUAUUGAUGAAAUUAUGCAGAUAAUUUCUGAGGCCACAUUACCCGCAGCUGGUGCCAACAGCCUCAACCAGUACCUUACUGGCAGUCUGGACAUUGAUGAAGACAUGGAAGAUGAUUUGGAGACAGAUCCUGAACUGGACAUCGACAGCAGCGGAGAGAUAGUUUAUGCAAUGUGAUUGUUAGAAAGACUAGGCCUCCAACGCUUGCCCCUGAAAUUUUUACUCCAUCUUCUAUGUCAAGUCUUCAGAUAUGUGAAAAGGCGUAAAGGGUUUUCAGUACUUGCAUUGUACUGAAGUGAUUCUUUGGUUUGCAAUGUCAAACUCAGUAAGAAUCCAGCAUUCCAACUCGUCUUUCUGCUUGUGGUUUCUUUUACAAUGCCUGCUUCUUCUAUUACUAUUUUUUUUAUCACUGUUCUGCCACUGCUAUGAAGUGUUUAUGUGUACUAUUAUUUCCCACUUCUGCUUGUGGCAUAAGAAAACCUAAAAUGGGGUUACUGUUACUAUAAAAUGUAUCAUUAGUUAAACAGCCUUCUGUA
Messenger RNA from Humulus lupulus (European hop), 1971 nucleotides. RefSeq names its product serine/threonine-protein kinase SRK2E. The coding region runs from base 521 to 1612 and encodes 363 amino acids. The transcript has 9 exons. Gene Ontology annotation, cellular component: nucleus. Gene Ontology annotation, molecular function: protein serine/threonine kinase activity; ATP binding. Gene Ontology annotation, biological process: protein phosphorylation; intracellular signal transduction. NCBI's taxonomy places the organism in Eukaryota, Viridiplantae, Streptophyta, Magnoliopsida, Rosales, Cannabaceae. The record is from RefSeq and is a predicted model, not a curated record.